Molecule: messenger RNA, 1780 nt
Organism: Aspergillus japonicus CBS 114.51
Lineage: Eukaryota; Fungi; Ascomycota; Eurotiomycetes; Eurotiales; Aspergillaceae
Exons: 1
Coding region: 269-1462 (397 amino acids)
Source: RefSeq, a predicted model, not a curated record
AUACAGCUCUAUCCCUCCUCUCCCUCAGAAACCGCACCACGGUGACGGUUCUCUCCCAUCAAUCUUCCGAUUUCGUUGUCCUCUGCUUCGGCGUCGAUCGGCUUGUUACUACGAUAUCCUGUAUAAUAUACCUGGGUUGUGCUGUUUGUAUUCGCGCCUUUGAUAUCUUGCGAUCGGGAGAUUCUUCCCCGCGUUCUAAAAGUUCUCUCGUCCACGACCUAUUUUUGAUUGCCAGCGUGAUUCGACUUCCUAUGCACGUUUCUCGAUAAUGUAUCACUACACUACUCCACCUCCCGGGUGGUCCUACGACUACACGACCUCUCCUCCCACGUCUCCCCACUACGCCUACUACGCCUCCCCCUUCGCCAAUGCCUACGGCUCGCCGCGCGGUCCGUCGAAGCGCCACAACCGCAAAGCCAGCUACGCCGGCCCGAAAGAGACCGCCGGAUGGUAUGCUGGGUAUGGGCAAGGGUUCUACGAAGCGAUGCCAGAAUAUGGCACGCCACCGCGCAAGCACGAACCUGUAAGUGCUUCUUUUGGUGGCUAUUCUCGUCGUCGCAGCACCAUGUCCGGGGCCCCAGCGGCGGGCCCGUGGGAACAUGCCGGCGCCCACCCGUCGCACCCGUCGCCCACCCGGCCCAUCUUUGUGGAUGUGGUCGACGACGGAUCCGACGGCGAUGCGCCGCGAUACGUCUUCCGCGAGGAACCCAGUCCUCCGCGUCGCAAGCCGUCGACGUCUCACCGCAAGCCCAAGCCACCCACUGAUCAAUACUUCUACUAUAACCAGGUGCCUGCCCAUGAAGAUGCUGACACGGCCAAGCGAUCUCGGGCGCGCCGUCAAUCCACCUCCACCCGCACGCCCAACAAGCCAAAGCCGUCCGCUCCUACCUCCAAGCCAGCUCCCAAAGCCACAGAAGCCGAUGCGGCCCGAGCAGGGAUUCCCCCGGGCUACUCGAUCAAGAACUGGGACCCAACGGAGAUGCCGAUCAUUCUGCUGGGGAGUGUAUUCGACGCGAACUCGCUGGGCAAGUGGAUCUACGAUUGGACCGUGUUCACGCAUGGGGCGUCGACGCCCAUGGCGGACGUGGCGGGCGACCUGUGGCUGCUGUUGAUCAAAUUGGCCGGCAAGGUGAAAAGAGCCAACGAGUGUCUCGACCGCAUCCGGCGCCCCGAGGCGCAGGAGGUCGUGGAGGAUUUCCUGCAGAGCGGGGAACGCCUGUGGGCGCGGUUCAAGAAGCUGCUCAAAACCUGUGAGCAGUUUAUGUGGAAGGCGGCCAAGCGGGAAGGGGGCAAGGGCUCUGUGUCGAUGGGCCGUAAUGCCGGCUGUGAGUUUGUCGAGACGAUCUUUGGCCGGGAUCGCGAGCUGGAGAGUACGGAGAAGCUGAUGAACAGCAUCCGUUUGUGGAACAUGCGGUUUGACGCCAACUGCGAAGAGAUUCUCCGUCGCCCGUCGGCCGCCUAACCUCUGCGACUGCGACUGCGACUACUAAAAGCACUAUCUGAUUAAUCUGUUUUGGUUUUGUUGGUAUUUACAUGGGAGCUUUUGACAGCACUAUCCGCAUCACGCAGGAUUACAGGAUACAUGUGCAGUUGUUGCCGACUUACAUUGCUUGGAUUUAAUGGUCGGCAUGCAUUUCAGCGCGUUUGGUGACUCCAUCUUAUUGGUGCAUCUUCAGGGUGAACAGUUCCGUCUAUCAUUCUCACGCGAAUGCUUUUUCUGUUUGCGUUCUGGAAUAUUGUUUUUCAAGCUUUCAAGCAUGGCUUCUAAUUCUGGGCUGGG